GGGGGGGGGGGGAAGGCGGCUCCGCACACCCAAGAUGGCGGCGGUGGAGCUGGAGUGGGUGCCCGAGACGCUCUAUAACACGGCGAUUUCGGCCGUGGUGGAUAGUUACGGGCGGGCCCGGCGCCGGGAUAUCCGCUCGUUGCCUGAGAACAUCCAGUUCGACGUGUACUACAAGCUUUACCAACAGGGCCGCUUAUGCCAGCUGGGUAGUGAAUUUUGUGAACUAGAAGUUUUUGCAAAGGUGCUACGAGCUUUAGAUAAAAGACAUCUGCUUCAUCACUGUUUUCAGGCUUUGAUGGACCAUGGAGUAAAAGUUGCUUCCGUACUGGCCUAUUCUUUCAGUAGACGGUGCUCCUACAUAGCAGAAUCGGAUUCUGCUGUAAAAGAAAAAGCAAUCCAGAUUGGUUUUGUUUUAGGGGGGUUCCUAUCAGAUGCAGGCUGGUACAGUGAUGCUGAGAAGGUAUUUCUUUCCUGCCUUCAGUUAUGCACCCUUCAUGAUGAAAUCCUUCACUGGUUUCGUGCCGUAGAAUGUUGUGUAAGGUUGCUACAUGUUCGAAAUGGUAACUGUAAAUAUCACUUGGGAGAAGAAACAUUCAAACUCGCUCAGUCUUACAUGGACAAACUUGCAAAACAUGGUCAGCAAGCAAACAAAGCAGCACUCUAUGGGGAGCUGUGUGCGCUGCUUUUUGCCAAGAGCCACUAUGAUGAGGCUUAUAAAUGGUGCAUAGAAGCUAUGAAGGAGAUCACGGUUGGCCUGCCUGUAAAAGUAGUAGUGGAUGUUUUACGACAAGCUUCAAAGGCUUGUGUUGUAAAACGUGAAUUUAAGAAGGCUGAACAGCUGAUAAAACAUGCGGUAUACCUUGCUCGGGAGCAUUUUGGAGCCAAGCACCCCAAAUAUUCUGAUACGCUACUAGACUAUGGAUUUUACUUGCUUAAUGUAGACAAUAUAUGCCAAUCUGUUGCAAUCUAUCAGACAGCUCUUGAUAUCCGGCAGUCAGUAUUUGGAGGUAAAAACAUACAUGUAGCUACAGCUCAUGAAGACUUGGCUUACUCUUCAUAUGUUCACCAGUACAGCUCUGGAAAAUUUGACAACGCACUAUUCCAUGCUGAACGUGCUAUUGGCAUUAUAACUCACAUUCUCCCAGAAGACCAUCUUCUCUUGGCAUCCUCAAAGAGAGUUAAAGCACUUAUCCUGGAGGAGAUUGCAAUAGACUGUCACAACAAGGAAACUGAGCAGAGGUUACUUCAGGAAGCUCAUGACUUACAUCUGUCUUCACUCCAGUUAGCUAAAAAAGCCUUUGGGGAGUUUAAUGUACAAACAGCAAAACACUAUGGCAACCUUGGAAGACUGUAUCAGUCCAUGCGAAAGUUUAAGGAAGCAGAAGAAAUGCACAUCAAGGCAAUUCAGAUUAAGGAGCAGCUUCUAGGUCAAGAAGAUUAUGAAGUUGCCCUGUCCGUGGGUCAUCUAGCUUCUCUCUAUAACUAUGAUAUGAAUCAAUAUGAAAAUGCUGAAAAGCUUUAUUUGCGAUCCAUAGCAAUUGGAAAGAAGCUUUUUGGUGAAGGAUACAGUGGACUUGAAUAUGAUUACAGAGGUCUCAUUAAACUGUACAAUUCCAUUGGCAAUUACGAGAAAGUUUUUGAAUACCACAAUAUUUUGGCCAAUUGGAACCGGUUGCGGGAUCGGCAGUUCUCAGUUACAGAUGCUCUGGAGGACGUAAGCACCAGCCCUCAAUCCACUGAAGAAGUGGUCCAGUCUUUUCUGAUGUCUCAGAACGUUGAUGGACAGAGUAGCUAAGAACUCGGUCAAUUAACCAGUUAAGGUUUUUUCCCCCAGGUUACAGGGGGAAAAGUCAUACUGUGAAAUCUAAACCAUGUAGUUCUCUGGGGGCUGGAAUUUGCAUUGAAACACUGGUCCAGUCUACUGAAGAGUGCCCAUACGGAUGAAUGUGUGUUAAAUUCUUAUCAGCAUGUGUAUGGCAUGUUUAGUUCGGCUCACAUUUUUAACUUGGUAUUCCUGAAAACCCCUUCUUUCUCCUUUCAAAAGAAGCUACUUUGCAGAAAGUCUGCAAGAAAACAUUAAAUAAAACUGUUUGAGUUCAAAAGAGUUGCAUUCUUAUUAUGAAUGGAAGGUUUCAUCAAGAGCUUUCUUCUGAUCUAUGGAAAGAAUAAACGCUGUACUAUAAGAAGCUAUACGAGAAAGGUCUUUCUGCUGUAUGCAUUGUAGCAAAGCUAAUGGUAAAUAUCAAGAAAAGGGAGAAUGCCCUAGCCUUGGCUGCUGCCUCAUGAAGAAAAGUGGCACAGAACCACUUUGGAGAGCAAUGUACUCUUUGUGAACCACGAUAGGUUGUUAAGCAAGUGACCACCGUAUGUUGUUUUUAAUAUCCUGAACUGGACCAGUGUUCAUCUGUAAGUGAUAGAAGAUCCACUAGACCAGCAGUCUUAGUUUUCUGUGGUACCAACCAAGAGUGCUAAUCUUCUGAACAGGACCAGGAAAAUCAAAAGUGGACCAGCCUGCUAGAAACAGUUUUUGGACCAGUGGCUUUAAUUUAAUAUUUCUGCCCCUGCAUUCACUUUUACAGUAGAAUUAUUUCAUUUAGAUGUAUGAUCAGUGCAAAAUUAUAUUCAUGUAAUAGAUACAAAACUAGGAAGUGAACGUUCUUUAGCAGUUGCGAUGGCAUGUCUUUACCUAGUAAGCUUAUACAAGUAUUAAUGUCGAUGCCACAAGCGCAAACUAGAAACGCUUAACUAUUUGCUGCAGCCAUCUUUUUUUCCUUUUUGAAUGGGCUUACUCUAAUAAUUGAGGCAGUAACUUGUUUAUACCAGUUAAUAGUUUUGUAUUACAAUCCAGUUCCAUUUUAUGUUUCUGGAGAACACAACUUAUUGUACAGUUUGCAGGGGUCAGCGGAAAAUGCCAAAAAGCACAACAGGUCUUUUUUGUGAUGCUUCAUUUCUACAUUAAACAAUAGUACAACCAGAAACUGAUUCCUUUAUAUUAAUUUAAAAAGCAGAAGUCAGCUGUAAAGAUCCUUUAAUAAUGCCUAUCUCACUAGCUUGUCUUAAUUUUUCUUCUGUUGGGGGGGCUGCUUGGUUGUGUGGUUUUUUUGUUUGGGUGUUGUUUUGGGUUUUUUUGUUUUGGUUUUUUUUUUUUUUUUUUUUAAAUGUUGAGGUAAUACUCAUUGGAAAGUCUGUGUAACAUAGCAAACUAGAAACAAGUCACUACUGUUACCUCAGUUCUUCUUAUAGCGGCACAAACAGUGCUCCUAUAGUUAGGAUUCUGUCAGGUUUGGGUUUUCUCCCUUCCCCCCCUAUUUUCAGGGGUUUGUAACUUGGCCGUGGAAGGUCAGUCCAAGCUGAGGCUCAGCGAGCACGGUUCCUGUGGGACUUGGACUGGAUGUUUUGUUUGGGGUCUGGUUUUUGUUUAUGAAGUUUGGGACAGGAAAAGCUGCUUGCUGGUCUUCAAGAAGGAGUGCAGAGAAGAAAUAGAAAUUUCAGACAUGACUUCAAGUUUAAUGGCUCUUUUAAGAACUGAAAUUUUACAGGCCAAUAGUUCAUAUACUGGUGCCUUCAAGUAUAUUUUGGGGGGAAAGGCUGAAUAAUACCAGCUUUGAAAUGCAGUUAUGUUAUUAGUGAAUGCAGAUUUAAUGAUUGCAUAUUUUGAAUAUCUUCACUGAUGUGAAAAGAACUAUUUGCCUAAAAAAACCCCUGUGGUAUUAAGACUUAGACCGCAGUAUAUCCUCAAUGGCUGUUGAAUGAAAAUCCAACUUAAAAUUACGCAAGGAUAUAAAAUCUGAUUUCUUUGUAGCAAUUUUUGUUUAUGACUGCUUUAGGUACUACAAACAAAUUCAGUUAUCUACAAGGCAAAACAUUUUUGUCCCUGAAUGCCCAUACAGUAGGGCACUGAUGAAUUAUAAAGUUCUUAUGAAUUCUUUUCUUAAGUCCUAUUAAAACUAUUUAAAAUUAAAGGAAGUACUUAAUACUAGUGUCAGAACUUAAGCAGGGAAGUUGUGCUUAAAAUUGUCCUAAAGAAGCUGUGUAAUUUCUGUACUGCAGAAGUGUUUAAAAGCUUCAAACUGGGUACAUGGAUUACGCUUACAUUGUCUGGAGACCAUUUACUUGCUCAGGGUUUCCAGUCUUUGGUCUCCAUUUCUAGCUUUUGAUUAAGGAAUCUCAAAGAUCUCAAGGUUUUGUGUUUGGGACAAGAAGCAUUAUUUGGCUGAUAGCAGUGAAAGUGGUCUACGUGAGCCACUGCUGUUAUUUCGGUUCUGGUUUGGGUAUGUAUUUCAUGCUUUGCCCUCAAGUCAGGGCAACCGGGAGAGCUUCCAACACGGGGCAGCUUAGGGAGGUGUUACGCUUCCAUCUGAUAACCAAAUGCAUUAGUUCAAUUUGUUUAAUCGGUAGCUUUAGUCUCAAAUCUUGCUGGGUGCAUGUACUUUUCUUUCUUUCCUAAAGCUACUUCACCAGCAUGUUCUAUACUUUGGCACAUUGGCUUGUCUGGAAGGAAUUAAGGUCCUAAAAGUCACCCAGAAUUCUCUCCGAUAAUGGACUUUGGCCAAGGAAUGUGGCUUGGCCAAGAGCAGUGAUCCUUGUAGGACUACUAGCAUGCUUUUCAUGCAACUGAAUUAAAUCCUGACUUGACUCUUGGGUUGAACUUCUCCUUGUAGCAUCUCCGCAACUCCAGUCAUGCCAAGGCACGUAAAUUCUGGAGAAAGGUAGCUGUGGUUGAUUGCUAAAGUUGUUAAUGCACAGGAGGCUUGCAGAACAACUUUGCAGCUGCCUACAAAAUGCUCUGUUGCCUGCUCUGCAUGCUGUAGCUUGGAACCUUCACCUAAUGCUGUCCUAGCUGCAAUGUAAUACUUGUUCUCCAUGUAAUAACAUAAACCUGAGCUUUCUAGUUUUUGUUUCUUUAUCUCCUCAAUGGAUUUCUCAGAGAUGUCUGUAUUGGCAUCUGGAGACUAUUUGAAAUGUUGUGGUGUUAGUCGUUAAUCACUGUUACUGUCUCUGCUGUUACAGCUUGUUGUUUGAUAUUUUUGAGAAAGCAGGAGUCCAGUGGAUGACUUGAGAGGAAGGUAGGUGACUUGUCCCUCCAUGCCAACGUGGUUGGAGUAGAUCUUGUAGUAUCACUUCAAUAUUUCAUGACUUCUGCGCCAGGCAGAGGUAAAGGAGCAGAGGGUGUAAUCCCCUACGUUCUCCAUGCCGUGCGGUUUUGCAGUGCAGAAGUUUCCAAUGCGAACCCUGCACCUCCCUCUCUCCCCUUAGAGGCAGAACUGGGGAAUUCCCCUCCUGUCCUACCCCCAGAGCAGGUUUUCCAUACGCAUCUGAAUGUAAGCAUUGGGGACGGGGGCCACGCGUUAGCCUUGCACGCUGGGAGAGCCCCUGCCCCCUCUGACUCAAGUAGCCAACUAUGAAACACUAGAUAAAGUUAAUUAAUUAUUGGCAUUUUAUAGAUGCACAAAGCACCUACUGCUAGCUGAGCAGGUGCUGAUUGGUGCUGGCGUUAAAGGGGGAGACCUGUGAGUGGAAAUCCAGUGAUAUGCAUCUUCCGAGUUUUUCUUGAAGGUAAGUAAUUUAAUCACACCUGAGCAAUUGGAUGCAGGUGGUGAGGACAGGUGUCACCUUAAGGAAAAUUAUUUUAACUAUUGUUUAAAUUAAACCCUUAGUAUUUUAUUUUCAGCAUAAUGUUGUUUGAAUUGGUAAUUUGUACGUCCUAUUUUAUGCGAAUGCUGCAGUUUUGAAAGAGAGGGAGGAAGGUGAUGUCAGGAUUCCUCCGCUGUUCUUAGGACUGGGGCUGUUCUGGAUGACUUAUUAUGGGAGGGGAAAAGUACACAAAGAUUUUAAGAGCUGACAAAAGGGGAAGGGGAAAGUUGCAGAAAGAUUUGAAAAUAAGUAUAUCCCUCAGCUACUUGAAGUAAAACAACUAGUGACUAUUUGGCCCCAAACAGUUGUUUGGUCACUUUUAUAGCAUGGAAUUAAUUACAACCAGUAAGUGUCUGCCUUGGUAUCCUAGUCUUCGUAUGCACUCUUUACUCUCGAUUGAUACCUAUUGUUUAAGACUUUUUUUUUUCUUUUUGCACACAGUUUUUGUUAAAUAAUUUUGAAGGGUUUUUGUUGUUGAAUUCUAACUUAUUAGGAAAAACAAUGUUCUUUUGUAACUUUAAAAAUGAAGUUUUUCUUUUAAGUGUGCUGCAGCCUGAAAUUUGCUAAAGGUGCCAUUGCGCUGCUUCUCAUGGUACAAAAAAUGCACAUUUAACUUGAUUUCCUUUUUAUAGUCCUACGUAUUGGUAGAGUACAAAAAGGAAAAUGCAUCGUGCCUAAAACAUGAUUGAAGCUAUUGACAAAAACUUUACGUGAUUUAUAUGGAUCGGAUUUGACUUUGCAGGCUAGCAGCAAAUAGCAUGGGGGAGGUGUUGCCGUUUAUCCUUCCCUCUGCUGCCUGUGUAGAAACCUUAUUUUAUCUAAAGGUCAUAAUUUCCCUUUUUUCAUUAUGUUUUAUAAUUAGAAAAUGACUGGCCAAAUGUUAGUUGCAAAUCUGACUCUUUGUUGUGGGUGUUUCCAUGUUUGACACGAUUGGCCUGUUGCACGUUGUGUUUCUUGGCCUUGCGAGGAUUUCUGUGAGAAGCGGGGAAGAAAUUUCCUUUACCUAGAAAUAAAUUAAACUACGUAUGAAAAAUUGGUGGCACUGGUAAUGCUUUUGUCCCUAAAUCUCAGGAAUGUUUUAGGCAGUGAAACAGGUUUCCCUUCGGUGAUAUAAAGGUGCGUGCUCUAGGGUUUCGUUUAACUAUAUUUCAUUGCAAUCCUAGGUAUCUAUAGCAUGAGUGGCCUUAGUGAGUUUGUUGAAGUGCACAUUUUUUUUUUUUUUUCAAAAGUAAAUUUUAAGAUGAAGAAGAUAUAUACUAUAUAAAUAUAUAGAGAUAUUUAGAAACUUGGUUUGUGGUGCACAAGUUCAGUGUUGGAUCGCUAAAUAAUUGUCGCAGGUACCAUACGUGUAACUUUUUUCUUUUAUGUAUAUUCCUUUAUGGGAAGCGAUGUUGCCAUGGUAACUACAACUUUACAAUUUCUUUACUACUUAAUGAUGUGAAUGAACUCUACAUUUUAUUGAAUAUUACCAGGUUCAGUACUAUUUUUAUACUUUAUUGAACUACAGGGGAUUUUAAUUUAAUAGCAUUUUAAAAAAGAUGUUGCUUGAACUGUAUAACUGUAUAAAUCGAACUACUUAUACAAAAACCACCUCUAAACCAGAAUCUCUACCUGUAGUGCCACAUUCAUUUAUAUGAGAGUAUCUUGAUCAUUACUAGACUUUGAAGACCACCCUACUUGUCAUGUCAAGACUAACGUUUCGUAUCCUACUUCUCACAGACUGCAGUGCCCGACAUUAUUUGUAACCAUCAAACCAUACUAUGUUUGUAACCAGCAUUGUGAUAUUCUGUAAUUGUAUUGCUAAAAUGAAAUAUUGACCUAAUAAAUAUAGUGUUCCUGCA
Harpia harpyja (harpy eagle) is the source of this 7475-nucleotide messenger RNA. It is a transcript of the gene APPBP2, whose product is annotated as amyloid beta precursor protein binding protein 2. NCBI's taxonomy places the organism in Eukaryota, Metazoa, Chordata, Aves, Accipitriformes, Accipitridae. The record is from RefSeq and is a predicted model, not a curated record. Gene Ontology annotation, molecular function: protein binding. The coding region runs from base 35 to 1795 and encodes 586 amino acids. The transcript is spliced from 13 exons. Gene Ontology annotation, biological process: intracellular protein transport.